Paralichthys olivaceus (Japanese flounder) is the source of this 3212-nucleotide messenger RNA. Its product is annotated as MSL complex subunit 3. The record is from RefSeq and is a predicted model, not a curated record. Gene Ontology annotation, cellular component: nucleus; NuA4 histone acetyltransferase complex; MSL complex. Lineage: Eukaryota; Metazoa; Chordata; Actinopteri; Pleuronectiformes; Paralichthyidae. Gene Ontology annotation, biological process: regulation of DNA-templated transcription; chromatin organization.
CAGCAUGCAUCCCUGCACAGUGAGUUUCAGCGGGAGACUCCUCGUGGUGUGUUUGUGGGCAGACUUCUCGUGGGAGGAAACAGUGUUCUGCAGUGAAGGGGUUACUGAGCGUGUCGCAGGGUCCCGAUCGAUGCCUCCUCUCCCACUCGUCGCCAUGAACAAAUGAAUUCGCGGGGAAUCAAAUAUCGAUUUCACAAAGGAGAGCGAGUCCUGUGCUUCGAACCAGACCCCACCAAAGCUAAAGUGUUGUACGACGCUAAGGUAACGUGCUAUGCUAGCUAGCGGCGCCUGUUAAAUGUAGCACAGACCAAUGAUCCGUAGAGGAAAAGCGGGGUUACUUCUGUAAAAUGUGGGACAUGCCAACCGACUCGUAGGCCUCGGAGAGAUCCGUCUCUAGCCCCUCAGGUUUCCGGGUCAUUGAUGUCUUGAUAUGUGCAGAUGAACAUGGAAGAAUAAUCCCAAAGUAUUUCAUUCACUUCAAUGGUUGGAACAGAAGCUGGGAUCGUUGGGCUGCAGAGGACCAUGUCCUAAGGGACACAGAGGAAAGCCGUAAAUUGCAGCGUAGACUGGCUCGCAAAGCCCUCGGUCGCAUGAAGAGAAAAGGAUGGUCGAAGAGGCGUCGUCGUCAGUCUGGCACUAAAUCUUCUCUGAAGACUCUCCCUAAGGAGGACGACAGCGAUGACGCAUGUUUGAUUUCGUCUUCGGAGAGCAGUGACGGCGACGAUUCUGACCCUGAAUCUUCCAAUAGUGGGGACAGCACUUUCUCUGAGGAUAUCAACAAAAUGAGGGUUGAAGCAGACAUUAAUGUCAAAAGGGAAUGUGAGGAGAAGAUUGUCCAUAUCGACAUCAGCAUCCCAGAUGUUCUGAAGAAGAAACUGGAGGAUGACUGCUUCUACAUCAACAAGAGGAAAAAGCUGGUGAUGGUGCCCUGUCAGAUGAAUGUCGUGCAUAUCCUGGAGUCGUACGUGAAACACUUUGCCAUCAACAAAGCAUUCAUGGCUAAUGAGAGGUUCCGGCGGCAGCAGAACACCUCACAUAGCAGCAGUCCCCAGGCAAUCCCUCCAGAGAAGAGCGAGGAGCUGUGUAAGGAGAUGGUUGACGGCCUGAGAAUCACGUUUGACUUCACCUUACCCAUGAUCCUCCUCUAUCCCUGUGAACAAGCUCAGUUCAAAAAGGUCAGCUCGUCCAGGCUCUUUCUGGCCAUGAAUGAAAGCUCCCCAUGCUCCAGCAACACCCAGCGGGAGCGCAGCCCGAGCCCGUUGGGACACAACCCCCUGACUCCUCAGUCUACGGACAGCCAGCCGGCACUAAGCGACAUCUCUGCCACCACACCCACGGCCCCAGCACCCACACCAAAGCGCCGGCGCCACCCUGACAUGGACUGUAUCUCAUACCAGUCCCAGUCACUCAGACGCUCCACCAGGAACACGUCUGGAGGCGACCGACCAGCUGAGGGAAGCAGCGGAGGUGGAGGCAGUGCCACAGCGUCCCCACAGCUCAAACAGCGCCUCGUCGACACCUCGGCCCAACCCAAGUUCUUCCUCAAUCUCGACAGAAAAACCCCAGUGCACAGUGGCUCAUCUUCCCCACUGCCCUUGACGCCGAGCAAAGAGCGAAGCGGGCCAUUCUACGGCAUGGAGAGCCGGAGAAACAACGAACUUAAUGAGGUCCUAAGUUGGAAGCUAACUCCUGAUAACUACCCUCUGAACGACCAACCUUCUCCACCAUCCUACCUGUACGGAUCACAGCACCUCUUGCGGCUCUUUGUGAAGCUUCCUGAGAUCCUGGGAAAGAUGCAGAUCCCUGAGAGGAAUCUCCGAGCCCUGGUCAAACAUUUGGAACUGUUCCUCAGGUUUCUGGCAGAGUUCCAUGAGGAUUUUUUCCCUGAGUCUGCAUAUGUGUCAGCUUCCGAGGCCCACUACAGCAUGAAACAGCCGAGGCCCGUUUACUGAAGGAGACAUUAGCCAUUGCCUUUCCUUCCCUUGCUUUGUUUCCUUCCCUUGCUGUGUUUCCUCCUGCUGGUCAACAUUAACCUGCCUGCGCUCGCGCACAGAGGGAUAAUACAAUAGCAGCUUUCUCCUGAGCUGCGCUUCGUCCCUCACUAACAUUCGUUUUCCUCCAGUUGCCUUGUGGAUCGCCUUGCUUCUUCUACCAUGCCUCUAACCCUCGUCUGAUCCUAAUUUAUGGUUCUGCUUAGAUUCAAAGCACUGCUCCAAGGCAAGUUGAGUGCCGUGUGCUGGCUAUCUUUUUGUGGGCCGCAUAUAAGGUUUAAUUCUUUCCAAACCUAUCCUCAUUUUUGUUACCUGGCUUACGCCGCUCUCCAGACCGGCUGGGAAGUUCCUCAGCCUCUCAAAUAUUGGAGGCUGGCAAUAACAAAACAGUUUUGAAUCUCUCUGAUGUGGAAACGGACACAAGCGGCACAACUUUGCAAAGGCUUUUUUCUCUCUUUCGCUAUGACCUUUCCUCUUCAUAGCCAAAGUUUUGGAAUAUUGUGGUUCUUUCGUACAUGGGAGAAAAAUUUGAAAAGUCCUGUCGCUCUGCUCUGCCUCUGGAUUCUCUUUGGGGUAUUGCCUGCUGUUUGGCCUGUUUUGGAAGCUUGGCCCCUCACUGUAGUGAGCUUCUCAUGCAGUGCCGCCAGUUUACGAUCCCUCCAAAGAUACAGUGGGACCUGCUCUUCCUCUUUUGGAGUAUUUAGAUUUUCCUGUUUGUUGCUCAUUCCUCCUGUGAAUUUCUGAUAAAUGUCUUUGUGCUUUUAAUUUGACUAUGUUGUUCCUGUCCCUCCCAUUUUAGCUUCCGUCUGACAGGAAGAAUAAACGGCAACAGUGAAAGUAGAUGCAUUUCCACAUAUCUAUUUAUAAAGACAUAUCUUAAUACACAGUUAAAGAUAGAGGCAGUUCACUUCAUUAAUUAUCAGAAAUAUUAAAUUAUCCCAUAUCACAAACAAAGGUUACAUACUUUUACACAAACUGAUGCUGUUUGCUAAACAUUUCAUAGGAAAUAAUUGAAAAUUGUCUCAUGAUGUUGUAAACAUGUAAAUACAAAAACUCCUGUUGGGUCAUAUGUUAUUUAAUUUUCCUCUCACACAAUUGAAGGUUUCUCUUGUUAUUUUUAUUUCAUUUCAAUAAUUUCCCGUUUUGUUUCUGUCAUGUUCUGUUCGUCUUUAUCGCUCAAUAAGUUGAGAUGAUACUUCAAUAAAGAUUUUCUAAAACUUG